CCACCUACAUAUCUCAGUUUCUGUCCAAUGUCGACUCUUCGCGUGCUUUCGCGAGCCGUCCCGGGGUUCGGAUUGAGGGUGCGCGGUGCCGCUACACUGUCUCGUUUCACUCUGGUAGUAACGACGCGUCGAAAUUUGACAUCAACCACGCGUCUUGCUUUCCCCGCUGCUGCCAGAAAGCCAGCGGUCAAGCCUAAAGCAGAGAAGAAACCGGCGAAAGCUCAGGCCACAGGCACAAAGGCGACUAAGACGGAGGAGUCAAAGGCCAGGAAGACCGCAACCACAAAAGUCGCAACCAAAGCUCCCAAAACCAAAACCGCGAAGCCCACAGCUAAACGCGUCAUAACAACGAAGAAGAAUGAUAAAGGUGGAAAGACUUUGCCCAAGAAGCCCAUAUUAGCCAAUAAAGUUCCCAAAUCCCUAUACCCGCCGCGAUACGGUCCAGGAAGCUUCAGUCUGUACUACACGGAGACUGGCAAUCCGAAUCUUCCCACCGUUAAACGUGUCCUGGCAGCAGCAGCAGUUUGGCGCCAACUACCUGAAAGCGAGAAACAGGUUUAUAUCGAGAGGUCCAAUGAAUUGAAGCGCCAAGCGCGUAUCGCUCGAGAUAAAUGGUUCGAAGAGACAGAUCCUGCAAUACUUCGUCGAAUAAAUGCGCAACGAAAGGCCAAGAACAAAAAGCGAAUCCACAAUCGCAGCGAAGAGAGGAAGCGUCCUUUGAACCCUUACCUGCUGUUCUCCGCCCAAUAUCGUGCUGAGAAUCCCUCCAUCUACGCCAAAUCAUUCAAUGAGGUGGGUAAAGAUGUUGGAGCAGCAUGGAAGGCCCUUGAUGCGUUAAAGAGGGAGGCAUGUUAA
Mycena indigotica is the source of this 855-nucleotide messenger RNA. RefSeq lists its product as uncharacterized. Bases 28 to 855 code for a protein of 275 amino acids. The transcript has 4 exons. The record is from RefSeq and is a predicted model, not a curated record. Lineage: Eukaryota; Fungi; Basidiomycota; Agaricomycetes; Agaricales; Mycenaceae.